Molecule: messenger RNA, 1938 nt
Organism: Diceros bicornis minor
Lineage: Eukaryota; Metazoa; Chordata; Mammalia; Perissodactyla; Rhinocerotidae
Gene: CREB3L4
Product: cAMP responsive element binding protein 3 like 4
Exons: 10
Coding region: 471-1658 (395 amino acids)
Biological process (GO): regulation of transcription by RNA polymerase II
Cellular component (GO): nucleus
Molecular function (GO): RNA polymerase II cis-regulatory region sequence-specific DNA binding; DNA-binding transcription factor activity, RNA polymerase II-specific
Source: RefSeq, a predicted model, not a curated record
UCAACCCUGCCGUGAUCUCCCUCUUAUAAAAUUGAUGGCCGAAGAACAGCACGUCCUGUGCUCCAGUCAUAGCCAUCUCUAGCCUUCCCUGAGGAGCCACCAAAACCCUCAGGAAGAUUUGCAAUCGCUAGGAGAAACUGAGGCUGAAAGGGCGAGGCUGCCUAUGUUUUCCUUAAGUCUGGUUUGUGGACGCUUAGCCUCUUAACCCCCUGCUCCCAGAUACAGUGCCCCUACCUUGGCUCCUGGCUAGGUGCAACCCACUUUCCUGGUGUAAGGCUGGGGGCGGGGUUUGGCUGGGCAGGUCCAGGAUGCGAGAUCCUGGAGCAAAGAAAAGGUGUAGUGUUUGGGGCAGUCAGCAGGCUAGGCUGGCUUGGCAAGGCUGGGCUCUUCCGAACAAGUAAUACCCAGGUGGCUCUUUCGUCUGAACCAGAGAGAUAAGGCGGGAGGCAAGAUCUCCAGGUGACAGAAGGAUGGAUUUCAGAACCCCUGAGCUGCUGGACAUGUGGCUGGAGCCGCCAGAAGAUGUCUUCUCAACAGGAUCCUUCCUGGAACUGGGAUUCCACUGUCCACCUCCAGAGGUCCCCAUGACUAGGCUGCAGGAACAGGGGAAGCAAGGCUGGGAGUCCAGUGGGAGCCUUGGCUGUGGCCUUCAAGAGAGUGAGCCUGAAGAUUUCUUGAAGCUUUUCAUUGAUCCCAAUGAAGUGUACUGCUCAGAAGCAUCUCCUGGAAGUGACAGUGGAAUCUCUGAGGACCCUGGCCAUCCAGACAGUCCCCCUGCCUCCAAGGCACCCAGUUCCCCUGCCCUCUAUGAGGUUGUCUAUGAGGCAGGGGCUCUGGAGAGGAUGCAGGGGGAAGUUGGGCCAGCUGUAGAGCUCAUCUCUAUCCAGCUAGGUCAGCAGAGCCCACCACUUAUGGUGCCUGAUGCCUGCUGGGUCAGCGAACUGCCCCUUGAUGCUCAUGCCCACAUCCUGCCCACAGCAGGCACUGUAAACCCAGUGCCUCCUGUGACCCUGCUGCCCUGUCAAACCUUGUUCCUGACAGAUGAGGAGAAGCGUCUGCUGGGGCAGGAAGGGGUUUCCCUGCCCUCUCAUCUGCCCCUCACCAAGGCAGAGGAGAGGGUCCUCAAGAAAGUCAGGAGGAAAAUACGUAACAAGCAGUCAGCUCAGGACAGUCGGCGGCGGAAGAAAGAGUACAUCGAUGGACUAGAGAGCAGGGUGGCUGCCUGUUCUGCGCAGAACCAGGAACUACAGAAAAAAGUCCGGGAGCUCGAAAGGCACAACAUCUCCCUGGUGACUCAGCUCCGCCAGCUACAGAUGCUCAUUGCUCAAACUUCCAACAAAGCUGCCCAAACCAGCACUUGUGUUCUGAUCCUCCUUUUUUCCCUGGCGCUCAUCAUCCUGCCCAGUUUCAGCCCCUUUCAGGGUCUACCAGAAGCUGGGCCUAAGGAUUACCAGCCUCAUGGAGUGAUUUCCAGAAAUAUCCUGACUCACAAGGACAUGACAGAAAAUCUGGAGACCCCAGUGGUAGAGUCCAGAUUGGGGGUCCCACCUGGGGCCAAGGGUGCAAAUGGCUCAACAAGUACACUGCUUGAGAAGAUAGGAGGGAAGAUAGGCGCCAGCCGGCGCGUCAGAACUGUGCUGCAUGCAGAUGAGAUGUGAGCUGGAACACUUCCUGGCCCACUUCCCAAUCACGGUACGGAAUCCAGGGUUCCCCUAUGGUUUUGCUUUCCCUUGGAAUUCCCACUCAGAGUUCUUUGGCCUCAGGGGUCUGAAUCACUUCAGGACGCCCUAGAUGUCUGUAUCCUGAAGCCCAGUCUGCCUAUGUGAAGGGGCACCUCAAAUACCUUUGUCAUGUAUCUGUGAUUUUAUUUCUUCUUUGGGGUUAGGGUUGAGGGGAAAUAAGUUUUGGUUGAGAAAUAAACUUUUUGCUGAAAUUGUA